Cynocephalus volans (Philippine flying lemur) is the source of this 402-nucleotide messenger RNA. RefSeq names its product chromosome 6 C16orf92 homolog (gene FIMP1). Gene Ontology annotation, biological process: fusion of sperm to egg plasma membrane involved in single fertilization. The record is from RefSeq and is a predicted model, not a curated record. NCBI's taxonomy places the organism in Eukaryota, Metazoa, Chordata, Mammalia, Dermoptera, Cynocephalidae.
AUGCCUCCAGAGAGCCUUGUGGUGGCAGUGAUCACUGUUGCUGCAGCACCAGACACAACCUGCGGGCAAGGCAGGAGCCUGGAGUGCCAGAGCCGGCCUUCCGGGGCAGGGGUCUGCUUGACUGUUGUCACAGGCUUUGCUUGGGUCCUAGCGCCCAUCCCCGAGAGUGCCAAGGCUUCAGCCCCAGCAGCAGAGUCUCCACUCUUCAUAGACAGACCUGACUUCUUUGAUUACCCAGACUCGGACCAAGCCAAGCUCCUGGCCGUGGCCCAGUUUAUUGGAGAGAGACCUGUCCUCUUUGUUAACUCAGGUUCCAGCUCCGGGCUCUUCCAUCACAUCCUGGUGGGCGCGCUGGUGGUGGCCUUCUUCUUCAUCCUUUUCCAGUUCUGCACCCACAUGUGA